Striga hermonthica is the source of this 3006-nucleotide messenger RNA. NCBI's taxonomy places the organism in Eukaryota, Viridiplantae, Streptophyta, Magnoliopsida, Lamiales, Orobanchaceae. The record is from the annotation of a GenBank genome assembly.
AUGUUGUCUGAACUGGGUAGGAUGCCGAUGAUUGGGGAUAAUGAUAAUUCAUUUGGGGAUGAGUUUGAGAAGGAGAUGGGUUUGCUCUUGCGUGAGCAGAGGAGGCAAGAUGCUGAUGAACUCGAAAAGGAGCUGAAUUUGUAUAGGAGUGGAUCUGCCCCGCCUACUGUAGAGGGUUCAUUGAGUGCGGUAGGUGGCUUGUUCAACCACGGGGCUGUUGAGGGUGGAAAUAAUGGUGGGGUUGGCAUCGGCCCCGAUUUUGCUGAGUUUGCAAGAAAUAGAAGUGGGAAUGGGUUCUUGUCUGAAGAGGAUCUUAGGUCUGAUCCUAAGUAUCUGUCUUAUUAUUACUCGAACGUCAAUCUGAACCCGAGGCUGCCUCCUCCUCUGCUGUCGAGGGAGGAUUGGAGGUUUGCUCAGAGGUUACAAGGAGGGAGCUCGGCAAUUGGGGAUCGGAGGAAGGUGAAUAGGAAUGACAGUGGCAAUGGCGGACGGUCAAUGUUCUCUAUGCCACCCGGAUUCAAUUCUAAGAAGCAAGAGAGUGAAAAUGAGGACAAACUGCAGGGUGGUACUGUGGAAUGGGGUGGUGAUGGACUUAUUGGGUUGCCUGGAUUGGGGCUUGGUAGCAAGCAGAAGAGUCUUGCUGAGAUAUUUCAGGACGAUCUGAACCGUUCUUCUCCAGUCUCUGGACAUCCCUCACGCCCGGCUAGCCGAAAUGCUUUCGAUGACAAUGCCAGUGCUUUGGGUUCAGUGGAAGCUGAGCUGGCGAACCUGCGUCGUGACUCGUCUGCUGCACCCGCUUCGUAUUCUUAUGCUGCUGCUUUGGGUGGAUCUUUAUCAAGAAGCUCAACUCCCGAUCCUCAACGUAUCACUCGAGCUCCCAGUCCUUGCCCGACUCCAAUUGGUGGAGGCAGAGCAGCAAAUCCUGAGAAAAGAAACAUCAACAGUCCUGGCUCAUUCAAUGCUCUCUCCCCUCACCCUAAUAAUGAAAAUGCCGAUCUCGUUUCUGCCUUGUCUGGUAUGAACAUCUCCAAUGGUAUUAUCGAUGAGGAGAAUCAUCAUCUUACUUCUCGGGUCGAUCCAGAUGCUGCCAAUGACCGUAAUAAUUAUCUUUAUAAUCUUCAGGGUGGCCAUAAUAAUAACUCAAGGCAGCAACAUUCUUUUAUGAAAAAGAACAAUAACAAUAAUGUUCUUUUACAAGCUGAGCUGCAGAAAAACGUCGUCCCUUCUAAUAAGAACUUGUACCUUAAGGGAUCUAAUGGUGGCACGCACUUUCAGUAUCAGCAUUUGGACAGCCCCAACAACUCAUCCUUCUCGAAUUAUGGAUUGGGCCCAGGGUACCCAAUGAGCCCGAUAUCGGGUCAACUCGGCAGCUCAAAUUUGCCACCUUUAUUCGAGAAUGCUGCUGCUGCAUCUGCUAUGGGUGUGCCCGGAAUGGACUCGAGGAUGUUGGGUGGCUCGAAUAUCGGGGCUGCUGCAGCCGAGCAUAAUCUCGGUAGAAUUGGAAAUCAACACACUCCUUAUGUGGACCCUUUAUAUUUACAGUACUUGAGGACGGCUGAAUAUGCUGCAGCAGCAGCUCAGGUUGCGGCUCUUAAUGAUCCUUCGGUUGAUAGAAACUAUAUGGGCAAUUCGUACAUGGACCUGAUUCAUAAGGCUUGUAUCGGGAAUUUACUAUCCUCUCCUCAGAAAUCACAGUAUGGUGUUCCUUUGGGUGGAAAGACUGGGUCAUCGAGUCCUCAUGGUUACUAUGCGAAUCCCGCGUUUGGGAUUGGAUUAUCUUAUCCGGGGAGUCCGGUUAUGCAGGGUUCGGGUGGUGGGCCCGGUAGCCCUUUGAGGCAUGGGGACUUCAAUAUGAGAUUCCCCGGUGGUAUGAGAAAUGUGGCUGGGACUGGGAGUGUUAUUGGUCCAUGGCAUUUGGAUAGCAUGGAGAACACUUUUGCUUCUUCCCUGCUUGAGGAGUUCAAGAGUAAUAAAACCAAAUGUUUUGAACUCUUGGAGAUUGCUGGCCAUGUCGUUGAGUUUAGUGCUGAUCAAUAUGGAAGCCGAUUCAUUCAACAAAAGCUUGAAACAGCCACAACGGAAGAGAAGAACAUGGUUUUCCAGGAAAUAUUUCCUCAGGCUCUUGCAUUAAUGACAGACGUGUUUGGUAAUUAUGUGAUCCAAAAGUUCUUUGAACAUGGAAUGGUGGCUCAAAGAAGAGAAUUGGCUGGGAAGCUCUUUGGACAUGUGCUUAACCUAAGCCUCCAAAUGUACGGUUGCAGGGUGAUUCAGAAGGCUAUUGAAGUUGUUGAUGUGGAUCAGAAGAUCAAAAUGGUAGAAGAGCUCGAUGGGCAUGUCAUGCGCUGUGUUCGUGAUCAAAAUGGAAACCAUGUCAUUCAAAAAUGCAUUGAGUGUGUCCCUGAAGAUAAUAUUCAGUUCAUUGUUUCUACGUUUUUUGACCAAGUUGUGACUCUCUCUACUCAUCCAUAUGGCUGUCGAGUGAUCCAGCGAGUUCUUGAGCACUGUAAGGAUGAAAAAACUCAGAGCAAAGUGAUGGAAGAGAUUUUGGGCGCUGUAAGCAUGUUGGCACAAGAUCAGUAUGGAAACUACGUGGUUCAGCACGUCCUUGAGCACGGGAAGCCGCACGAGCGAACUGCCAUAAUUCAAGAAUUAGCUGGAAAGAUUGUUCAGAUGAGCCAGCAAAAGUUUGCUUCGAAUGUUGUUGAGAAAUGCUUAACUUUUGGCGAUCCGAAUGAACGGCAACUGUUGGUGAACGAGAUGCUUGGCACAACUGAUGAGAAUGAGCCUCUUCAGGCUAUGAUGAAAGAUCAAUUUGCAAAUUACGUCGUACAAAAAGUGCUCGAGACCUGUAGCGAUUCGCAACGUGAGCUUAUCAUGUCGAGAAUCAAAGUUCAUUUGAAUGCACUGAAAAAAUACACAUAUGGAAAGCAUAUAGUAGCUCGCGUAGAGAAACUCGUGGCUGCUGGGGAAAGGAGAAUUGCUGCUCAGGCACAACAAUCUGCAUAG